This is a messenger RNA of Closterium sp. NIES-65, 4884 nucleotides long. NCBI's taxonomy places the organism in Eukaryota, Viridiplantae, Streptophyta, Zygnematophyceae, Desmidiales, Closteriaceae. The record is from the annotation of a GenBank genome assembly.
CCGCCCUGCCGCCGAGCCGCCCGGGAGCCGAGCCGCCCUGCACCCGAGCCGCCCUGCCGCCGAGCCGCCCGGGAGCCGAGCCGCCCUGCACCCGAGCCGCCCUGCCGCCGAGCCGCCCGGGCGCCGAGCCGCCCUGCACCCGAGCCGCCCUGCCGCCGAGCCGCCCGGGAGCCGAGCCGCCCAGCAGCCGAGCCGCCCGAGUCGCCGAGCCGCCCUUCUGCAGAGCUUCACGACCUGCCCUGCCUGGUGAGCACAGUCCCACUGUCACUGCGAGCUCUUCCCUACUGCUUGCACUGCUUCGCUGUCGUCGUCAUGGCUACCCCUAGUGUCCUAGCUUUUGACGCUGAGGGUCGCGCCAUUGAUUUUGAGGUCUGGUUAGACGACCUGCAGCUGUUCUUACAGUGCGACAGGGCUGACGACCUUUCUCUCUUUGACCUCACCUCUGGCGCCUCUCCUGCUCCUGCUGCUGAUGCUGAUCCCGCUGUCCGCUCUAAGUGGGCCACCCGCGAUGCUGCUGCACGUCUUGCUGUGCGUCGCCACCUCCCUACCUCUGAGCGUGCGCACUUUAGUCAGUACAAGAGUGCUCAGACCUUGUACGACGCUGUAGUUGCGCGCUACUCCUCCCCUGCCACUGCUGCACUGAGCCGUCUCAUGCUUCCCUACCUCUUUCCUGACCUCUCUGCCUUUCCCACUGUCGCUGACCUCAUUACGCACCUCCGCACUAGUGACACUCGCUACCGCGCCGCCCUUCCUGCUGAGUUCUGCGCUAAGAACCCCCCCCCCAUGUACAUCGCUCUCUACUACGUAGUCGCGCGCCUCCCUGACUCCCUUCGCGUCGGGUGCUCUCCUUCCCCCUUGCUGCCCUCUGUUGCCUCUGCUGCUGCUGCCGACCUGCUUGGUCUUGAGUCGGUCGGCGCGGCGUCUGCCCCUAGUGGGAGACGUCGCUCCAGCAAGGGCAAGGGGGGCAAGGGCGCGGGUGGAGCUGGAGGGGGCGGUGGCGGUGGCGGCGGUGGCGGCGGAGGGAGUGGGGGUGGCGGCGGGACUAGUGGCGGGGUGGUGGUGGUGGUGGCAGCAGCGGCGGAGACGGUGGUGGUGGUGCCAGCGGUGGUGGUGGAGGCAGCGGCGGUGGUGGAGGCGGCGGAGGUGGAGGCGGUGGAGGCGGCAGCGGAGGAGGCGGUGGUGGUGGAGGAGGUGGAGCUGGUCGAGGUGGUACCCAGCAGCGUAGCGGCGGUGGUGGUGGCCCAGCGCUCGCAGCGGCAGCAGCAGCAGCGCUCGCGGGACAUCCCUCCGCCUCAGCAGCUUCGUGAGUGGUACGCUGGGGCGUCAGAGGGGUGGGGGUACUGUGCGUCAGUGCUCUCAGGUACUGGUGAGACUGCGCUCUCAGGUACUGCGUCGUCCUCGUCCUCCCUCACUUUCACGCUUGACUCCGGAGCUUCUCGCUCCUUCUUUCGAGACCGCACUACCCUUACGCCACUCGGCCGGCCGGUUGCGGUCUCCCUUGCUGACCCCUCUGGGGGUCCUGUCCUGUCUCACUUCUCCACUGUCCCUCCGUGUCCGGCUGCCCCUUCGGGCACCCUGUCGGGUCUGUACCUUCCCUCGUUCUCUACGAACUUGGUGAGUGGAGCGGACCUGCAGGAUGUGGGGGUUCACCAGUUCACUCCUGCGACGUCAGCGGGUGACCCACUGCACGGAGGCACGCACAGGCCGACACCUGGCCACGUGGCUGCGUCGGGUCAGGUGCUUGCUGCUGCGUCCCGGUCAGGUCCUGAGUCUGCCCCCUGUUCUUGUCGCCUCCUGUCUCACGAGACUCUCCUGUGGCACCACCGUCUUGGCCACCCCUCCUUGCCCCGUCUUCGGAGCAUGGCUUCCCGUGUCCUUGUCUCUGGUCUUCCCCAGUCUCUCCCUCCUCUCCCCUCCGGGCCAGGACCUUCCUGUGUCCCCUGUGUCGAGGGUCGCCUCCGGGCUACUCCUCACUCCUCCCACUUCCCCCCGACAGAGGCUCCCCUGCAGACGCUUCACAUGGAUGUGUGGGGCCCAGCCCCCGUCCGUGGGCAGGGUUACGAGCGCUACUUCCUGUUGGUGGUUGACGACUACUCGCGUUACACCACAGUCCUCCCCUUGCGCAGCAAGGGUGAGGUCACUGAGGUGCUGAUCGACUGGAUCCGCGAGGCUCGUCUCCAGCUCAGGAAGAGCUUCGGCUCGGACUUUCCUGUUCUGCGUCUGCACUCUGACAGAGGCGGAGAGUUCUCUUCUCGCCUUCUGCGGGACUACUGUCGUGCACGGGGGAUCCGCCAGACCUUCACGCUUCCGGACUCACCACAGCAAAAUGGGAUUGCUGAGCGCCGCAUUGGCAUGGUCAUGGAUGUCGCUCGUACGUCCAUGAUGCAUGCGGCUGCCCCCCAUUUUCUGUGGCCGUUUGCGGUGAGGUACGCGGCGCAUCAGCUCAACCUUCACCCCCGGGUCUCUCGGCCUGCGAUGUCCCCAGCCUUGCUGUGGACGGGGAAGGUUGGCGAUGCGUCUGUGUUCCGUGUCUGGGGAUCUCGGGCGUUUGUCCGUGACUUGUCUGCGGACAAGCUGUCCCCUCGUGCUGCUCCCUGUGUCUUCCUUGGCUUCCCCACUGACGCCCCAGGGUGGCAGUUUUACCACCCCUCCUCUCGUCGUGUUCUGUCCUCCCAGGACGUCACGUUCGACGAGUCAGUCCCCUUCUACCGUCUCUUCCCCUACCGCACUCCUUCCCUCCCCCAUCCCCCGGACUUCCUUGUGCCGGUAGACGUCGUUGACCCGGUCGAGGUUACUGGUGACUCUGGUGCUGCUGCGGGUGCUGACUCUGGGGGUGCUGUGCGCGGGGGUGCUGAGCCUGGGGGUGCUACUGCUGGGGGUGCUGGGCCUGAGGGUGCUACUGCGGAGGGUGCGGAGCCUGGGGUGCUGAGCCGGGGGGUGCUGUGCCUGGAGGUGCUGGGUCUGGGGGUGCUGAGUCGGGAGCUGCUGAGCCUGGGGGUGCUGAGCUGGGAGCUGCUGAGCCUGGGGGUGCUGCGUCUGGAGCUGCUGAGCCUGGGGCGUGCUGCUGAGUCUGGAGGUGCUGCUGGAGCUGGAGCUGGAGCUUAUUCGACCGUCGAGGGUGCGGGUGCUGCCGGUCCCGGAGCUGCUGGACCUGCGGGUUCUCCUGGAGCAAGAGCUGCUGAGGGCAUUGGUGCUGAGCCUACUGCUGUUGGUCCUGCUGCUGGAGGUGUGGGUGGCGCUGGUGCUGUCGCUGAGGGUGCUGGUGCUGUCCCUGCUGAGUCUGGAGCUGCCGCGCGGCCUCGGCCGUACUUCGUUCCGCUCCUGCAGCAGGUUCUUGGUCUUUCUCCUCCAGUAGAGGGUCCACCGCCUGUCCAGUCGCAGUCCCUGCUGGAGCCUUCCUCUCCACUGCCUGCUCCCUCUCCUUACACUGGUCCUACUGGAGGUCUUGCUGAGCGUCGUGAGCCUGCGUCUCGUCCCGCGUCGCCUGUUCGUGCUGCUCGCGCUAGUGGUCGCAGUUCGCGUCAGCGUCCUCCUCCUGUCCCUGGAACGCACCGGAUGUCUUUGCGUCCGUCCACUGCUCCUCUGCGUGCCCCUUUGCCUUCUCCUCCUGAGUCCUCUCUUCCUGCGCUUGCCGACCCUGAGUCAGACUCUCUUCGUGCUGCCAGUCCUACUGUCACGCGUCUGCUUGCUACUGUCGUCACUGACCCCUCUUUUGAGUCCACUGCUGCGUCUGCUCUAGUCGCUGAGCUCGUCGACUUUGCUGCUCGCUGUCGUCUCGACUACGCUGCUCGUCUUGUUGCUGAGUCUGCGUCUGUCUGUCCUCCGUCCGUCGGGGGUGAGUGUGCUCUUGGCACGGACGUCCUAGAGGACAGGCAGGAGGAGUUACAGUGUCUAGCGGCUGCUUCACCUCAUCUCGCGUCUGUACUGCUUGCCCCUGAGGGAGACCCGGAUGCACUAGACAUCCCGACUCCGCGUUCUUACGCGGAGGCCGUAGAGGGUCCCUACUCCUCUCAGUGGCAGGCAGCUAUGGAUGCAGAGAUGGCUUCCUGGAAGUCCACAGGCACCUACGUUGACGCGGUUCCCCCUCCUGGGGCGAACAUCGUCAGUGGCAUGUGGAUCUUCAGGGUGAAGCGGCCGCCGGGCUCUCCACCUGUCUUCAAGGCACGGUACGUUGCUCGUGGCUUCAGUCAGCGGCAGGGAGUUGACUACUUUCAGACCUUCUCUCCCACCCCGAAGAUGACUACUCUUCGGGUGCUGCUGCACAUAGCCGCUCAGCGCGACUACGAGCUUCACUCUCUCGACUUCAGCACUGCGUUCUUGCAGGGUAGCCUGCACGAGGAGAUCUGGCUUCACCGUCCACCUGGCUUCACUGGGACUUUCCCUCCUGGCACCCAGUGGAGCCUCCGACGGCCAGUCUACGGUCUCCGCCAGGCACCACGUGAGUGGCACGACACACUGAGGACUACGCUUGCGGCUCUUGGACCGGAGCACAUGGCUGCAGCGAAGAGGGUAUUGCGCUACCUGUGCAGCACGUCGGGCAUGGGGCUAGUGCUUGGAGGGCGGAGUCCAGAGCUUCGCUGGCUCACCUACCUGCUGACUGACCUUGGAGAGCCGCCUCGUUCUCCUCCAGUGCUGUACGUAGACAACAAGGCCAUGCUGGCCUUGUGUCGAGAGCAGCGCUUGGAGCACAGAACGAAGCACAUUGCUCUCCGCUACUUCCUUGCUCGUGAGCUGCAGCAGCGUGGUCAGUUGCGACUUGCGUACGUGGCCUCUGAGGCCAACACUGCUGAUGUGUUCACCAAGGCACUCGCGCCUUGUGACCAUCAGCGCUUUUGCACCCAGCUGGGUCUUGUGCCUGUCUUGCCUCACUUGCUCUCCUCUUGA